Caenorhabditis elegans is the source of this 1514-nucleotide messenger RNA. RefSeq names its product Protein kinase domain-containing protein (gene W03G9.5). The record is from RefSeq and is marked reviewed. Lineage: Eukaryota; Metazoa; Nematoda; Chromadorea; Rhabditida; Rhabditidae. Bases 35 to 1501 code for a protein of 488 amino acids. Gene Ontology annotation, molecular function: ATP binding. The transcript has 7 exons.
AAAUUUAUGCUCGGAUUUGCCGAAGAUUCAAAAAAUGACGACGAAUAGACCAAAAAUCAAAGUUGCAUCUGUUAUAAACCGAAAAUAUUUGGCAUUUAGAAAACUUGGAGAAGGUGGAUGUGGAGUCAUUUACGAAGUUGCGAUGGUGAAGUGCCCAGGGAGAAGAUUUGCGUGCAAGGCUGAAACUACCGUAUUUGAUGAGGAUCCAACACUGCCAAUGGAACACAAAAUAAUUUCAAAACUCAAUGAAAAGAAUUCUAUCCACUGUGUGGAACUUAUUGAUAAAGGACAAAGCGACAACUAUCAAUUCAUUGUUAUGACACUUUUAGGACCAUCACUUGAUGCAAUUCGAGCGACUCUUCCUACCAAUAAAUUCUCGACUUUUUCCACUUUAGUCAUGGGAAUUCAAGCAUUGGAUUCGAUUAAAGAAAUCCAUGAUAUUGGAUUUGUGCACCGAGACGUGAAGCCGGCGAACUUUGCGAUAGGAGCACUUGGAACACCGAAACAACGACUUGUUCAUGUUCUAGAUUUCGGAAUUUCUCGUCAAUAUUUGGUGAAAGAUGGGGAGAAUGGAGGAUUGAGAAUACGGAAACCAAGGAGAAUUGUUCCAUUUCGAGGUACUCUUAGAUAUUGUUCAGUGGCUGCUCAAGAAAGAAAAGAACAAGGAAGACAUGAUGAUUUGUGGUCCUUGUUUUAUAUGAUUGUCGAAUUUGUGAAGGGAUCACUGCCAUGGACGGGAAUAAUGGAAGAAGAGAAGGUGAUUGUUAUGAAAGAAGAUGUCACGGAGCUAUUCAAUGGCCUUGAGUCCGAAUGUGCAAUGUUUGCUCAACACCUGUCAGUUCUUCGUUAUCAAACGAAUCCAGAUUAUGCACUUCUUCGAGAUCUUCUCAUGAAUAUUUUUGUUCGACGAAAUUUCAAUGCUCAAAUGAAAGUUGAUUGGGAGAAAGGUGGACGAUAUGAAAGCCAUUUUGAGAAGAAAACUUCAACUUUGCCAGUUGUUAUCGAGAAAGACAUGACUGAAGUGGAUCUGUCAAAGUUGCUGAAUGUUCCGCAAAAUGAGAGAAAUAUAACAAUGGAAGAAAUUAUAGCUGCUGGUAAAACGACAGAGGAAGAGGGACUGAAUACUGCUCAAGAUGAUACGAUUGUUGAGGAUGAAAAUGGAUUUUUGGGAAAACAAGAAGCCAAGCCGGCGACACCAUCUGCUCGAUCUGAAACCAGUAAGAAAGUGAAAAGGAGAUAUAUUGCGAGAACACCAUCGGCGCAUAAGAUUGAACAGAUUGAAAAGAACUGGAAGAAGAAAGAGGAAGAAGCGAAUAAAGAGAAGUUGCUGAAGAAUGCACGGGCGGCACGAAGAGCCAAAGAAGAUUUUAUUGUUCCGGAGGAUAAUACGGUUCAAAAAAGAAAACUCGAGAGCACACAACUGUCGUCUGCAGUUUCCACGAAAUCCACUAGAAGUAUUGGAAAGAAGAUUUUGCCGCCGAAAUCAUUUGAGCUUCAUUGAUAAAUUUUAUUUU